Molecule: messenger RNA, 255 nt
Organism: Letharia columbiana
Lineage: Eukaryota; Fungi; Ascomycota; Lecanoromycetes; Lecanorales; Parmeliaceae
Exons: 2
Coding region: 1-255 (84 amino acids)
Source: RefSeq, a predicted model, not a curated record
AUGUUGGAUUUCGUGGUACUCAUCGAGGACGCUUUGGAACGAAGCGCACCAUUCAUCGCCAGAUACGCUCGGGAGUCUGAGCUUGGCGAACGAACACACUCGCCCAGAGAGCCACUUCUCAAGGCAUCUUUGAUCCAAGCGGUGAUCCUCCUGCACCUCCUUGAGCACGAGUUGGAGGCUGGCAGAUUCUGCGAAGACAGUCCGGAAGUCUCUGGGGCAUCGCGGGAUUCUCGCCAGACUUUGUGUGCUAAUUGA